Brachypodium distachyon (stiff brome) is the source of this 1350-nucleotide messenger RNA. Its product is annotated as NDR1/HIN1-like protein 13. The record is from RefSeq and is a predicted model, not a curated record. The transcript is spliced from 2 exons. Lineage: Eukaryota; Viridiplantae; Streptophyta; Magnoliopsida; Poales; Poaceae. Gene Ontology annotation, cellular component: plasma membrane. Bases 161 to 1060 code for a protein of 299 amino acids.
CGUCUCCGACUCUCCUCCGCGCCUCCAACUUAAAAAACUUCCUCGUCUGUCGUCUGUCGCCCCGCUCCCUCCCCUCCGAGAGGAAGAAACAGCACCAGCCAGCGACCGUCUCCAGCUAUACAAGAUUGAUCCGCACGCGCGCCAGGAGGAGAGGGCGCCGAUGAUGAGCGACGGGCGCGUCCACCCGGCGGCGGCCACGAGCUCCGACUUCUCCGGCGAGAUGAACCAUUCCGCCACCUACUCCUCCUCCGACCCUUCCUCCAGCCCCCUCUACAGCUUCCACUUCGAGAAGCCCAUCCCACCGCCUCCCCAAACUCACGCUCCCCUUCAGCAGCAGCAGCCGCCGCACAAGCCGUUGCCCGGCACCUACGUGGUGCAGGUGCCCAAGGACAAGGUCUUCCGAGUCCCGCCGCCGGAGAACGCGCGCCUCUUCCAGCACUACGCCCGCCGCGCCAAGCGCCGCCGCUCCGGAUGCUUCUCCUCCUGCUGCCUCUGCCUCUUCCUGGCCCUCCUCGCGCUCGCCAUCCUCCUCGCCGCUCUCGCCGGCGUCGCCUACCUCGCGCUCCAGCCCCAGAAGCCGUCCUACGCGGUCCGGUCCCUCGCCGUGUCCGGCAUCGGCAACGCCUCCGUCGCGCUCGCGCCGCGGUUCGACGCCACCAUCCGCGCGGAGAACCCCAACGGCAAGAUCGGCGUGCGCUACGACGCCGGGAGCGGCAUGUCCGUGUCGUACGGCGGCGUGAGCCUGGCGGCCGGCGCGUGGCCGGCGUUCUACCAGGCGCCCCGGAGCGCGACGGUGUUCGUGGCCACGGCGAAGGGCGCUGGUAUACGGCUCUCGGAGCGCGCGCAGGGGCAGAUGGCCGCGGCGGAGCGGCUCCGGUCCGUGCCGCUCGACGUGGAGCUGAAAGUUCCCGUGCGGCUCCAGAUCGGCGCGCUGAAGACGUGGGCGAUGCCCGUGACGGUAAGGUGCGCCGUGGCCGUGGACAGACUCGCCGUUGACGCCAAGGUGGUGUCCGCCGGGCCGUGCGACGUGGACGCGAGGUCGCUGUUCUGGAGGAACUGAUCCAAGGGCUCACUGCUGGUUGGUUGAUUGUUUAGGAGAGAGCACGCAAUUCUUGCGGGUAGCAAACGAUUAUUUAAUCGUGCUAUGUCCCUGAUGUUUUUUCUCCCCUCGUUGUUGUUUUGAUCGAGCAAUCUUAGUUCUUUCUGGACAGGAGAUCGAUUUGUUGUUUUUGAUUAUGUUCUGCUGCAAAUUGUGUUGCGGUUAAGGUCUUCACAAGUUGCACCUCUGUUCUUCUGCACAAGAGACUGAAGAACAAUGGUGUUGGUACACUGGUGCCUGUUUUGUUGCUA